GAGAGAACGCGACACCUGUGUCAACACCUGGUCUAACAAUAUAAAGUCUGUGAUUAUAUAGAGUCGUCCGCGUUAAGGUUUUACAUUUUUAUUUACGUGUGUUCUUAUUAAUUAGUAACGAUGCAAUAUCACAGCAUCCACUAACGUGUCGUGUUAUUCAAUUUCAUUUUUUAUUUCAUUUAAUUAUGAAUUAUUGUCCACUAAAUGCGACGUUAGGCAUGCUUUUCACAUCGAAACUUAAAGAUUCGGACGUUGAAAUGAACCCGUGAACGCAACGUGUCCCGUCCAACAUGGCGGCCCAGCGUAGGAAUUUGAUGCAGAGCCAUCAGAGCUGGACAGAUGACCUGCCGCUGUGUCAGAUGUGCGGGGUUGGCACAGCGACCAACUGUGUGUACGGCCCGGACGGUAAAGGAACCGAGAGCCACCCCAACGAGGACGGACACCUCAGGUUCAGAGGCGAGGACGGCUGCUUCCUGUACGGCGUGUUUAACGGUUACGACGGCAGCAGAGUGGCCAGUUAUGCGUCCCAGUGUCUGACGGCUGAACUGCUGCUCGGACAGCUGAACUCCAGCCACACAGACAACGACGUCCGCAGGAUCCUCACGCAGGCCUUCGAUGUGGUGGAGAAGAGCUACUUUGAGACGAUAGACGACGCUCUGGCUGAGAAAGCUGACCUGUCCAACUACCUGCUACCACACAAUGAGAAUGUGUCAUUCCACCAGCUUUCUGCGCAGAGUCAGAAGGUGCAGGAGCGUCUGAAGGAGCUGGAGCAGGAGGUGUCAGGAGGAGCGACGGCCGUGGUGGCGCUGAUCCUCAACAACAAGCUCUACAUCGCCAGUGUCGGCACCAACCGGGCUCUGCUCUGCAAGUCCAGCAGCGACGGGCAGAACCAGGUUCUCCAGAUCGGCCGUCCACACAGCACCGACAAUGAAGACGAGCUGCAGAGGCUGGCUGCACUGGGUGUGGAUUCAGCCCGUGUGCGGCAGGCGGGGCAGAUUACGGGUCAGAACAGCACCAGGAGGCUCGGAGACUACCGCGUGAAGUUCAACUACAAUGAAAUCGACCUACUCAGCGCGGCCAAGACGAGGCCCGUCGUCGCGGAGCCAGAGAUUCACGGCAGCCAGUCUUUGGACAGCGUGACGGGCUUCUUGUUGCUGAUGUCCGAAGGUCUCAUCAACGCCCUCGAGUCCGCCCACGGCCCGGAACAAGCCAAUCAGGAAAUCGUUGCCAUGGUAGCAGCAGAGCUCGCCCUGCAGACCAGUCUGGAGGCGGUGGCUCAGUCGGUGGUGGAGCGCGUCAAGCGGCUGCACCACGACGUCUACGUGUCCGGCCGUCAGAGGGCGACCUACUGUUCUCGGCACGAGGACAUGACGCUGCUCAUCCGCACGCUCAACUACCCGCUGGCUGACGGAGGACUCCCGCCCACACAGGGUGGACGUAUCUACCCCGUGUCAGUGCCGUACUCCAACAGCCAGAGCACCAGUAAAACCAGCGUCACCCUCUCGCUGGUCAUGCCCUCCCAGAAUACUCUCACCAACGGUACCAACACGGCCUCCACGCUGGAGGAGGGCACCCCCACGCCAGGCAGUCAGAGCCCCACGGCCACCCUCCAGUCCACCAACACCCAGACGCAGAGCUCCAGCUCCAGCUCUGGAGACGGCAGCCUGUUCCGGCAGAGAGGCAGCCAGGCGGCGCAGCCCGACGAGACGGGCAGGGUCCCGCCGUACGUGGACUUCAGUCAGUUUUACCGCCUGUGGGGAAAUGACCACGGCGACGGGCAGAGCACGCAGGGAGGACUGGGACCCCAGUGAGGAGGGUGACAGUUGGAAAGAGACAGACUGGUUUUGUUUUCUGGCUCAUGGAUUUGUGAAAGGACAAAGAUUUUAAAAGGGUUGAGAUGCUUUUAAUGUACGAUGACUCAAGUGACCUAAAGGUGCAGGGGACGCAUGGAGGAAGACGGUGGAACCCAGAGACUGCGCCGCACGAGGAUGUUUCAGAUGCUGGUGAUGAGUGAUUGUGAACAUGCAUCCAGAUUGUAGCCAUGAUGUAAAACGUGUAUCUGCAAACAGGACGUUCCAUAAUGUAAGGCCUUACAGUCGACUGAAUGUGAUUUGAAAGUACUUUUUAAUUUGUAAUGAAAGUAUAUCUCCAGGUGACUCAA
Messenger RNA from Cottoperca gobio, 2161 nucleotides. It is a transcript of the gene tab1, whose product is annotated as TGF-beta activated kinase 1/MAP3K7 binding protein 1. NCBI's taxonomy places the organism in Eukaryota, Metazoa, Chordata, Actinopteri, Perciformes, Bovichtidae. The transcript is spliced from 11 exons. Gene Ontology annotation, biological process: protein dephosphorylation. Gene Ontology annotation, molecular function: protein serine/threonine phosphatase activity. Gene Ontology annotation, cellular component: cytosol. Bases 291 to 1811 code for a protein of 506 amino acids. The record is from RefSeq and is a predicted model, not a curated record.